Messenger RNA from Danio rerio (zebrafish), 3322 nucleotides. RefSeq names its product BOC cell adhesion associated, oncogene regulated (gene boc). Gene Ontology annotation, biological process: smoothened signaling pathway. Lineage: Eukaryota; Metazoa; Chordata; Actinopteri; Cypriniformes; Danionidae. Gene Ontology annotation, cellular component: plasma membrane. The record is from RefSeq and is marked provisional.
UCCUUUCAAUGCAAGAAGUUGGGGAGCCGAAGAAAAUGUCGGUGCUGCUGCAGCAGUAAAUUACUGAAGCAGUAGCGGUUUAAGGGGAAAAAGAGGAGGAAUUGGAGUUUUCUUGGAUUAAAUAGUGGGAAACGUUGGGAAAAGUCGAACUCCGAGAAACUGGUGGAUUCAACUCCAAACUACUGCACGUUUUUGGGGUAGUGUAUGGAAGAUGUCUGGGACAUUGAAUUGGAUUCCCUGGGAAAGAAAGCGGAAGAUUCGAGUGCUCUGUUCCCUGUGUGUGCUGCUGUUCUGCCUGCAGGAUAGUAAUGCUGUUACAGAUGACGUUCCAGUGUUCACUGAGGAGCCGUUCUCGGUGGUACAGAAGCUGGGGGGCAGCGUGACCCUGCGCUGCAGUGCCCUGCCUAACCAUGUCAACAUCAGCUGGCAUCUGAAUGGCAAAGAGCUGCCAGCUGGGGGCGACGAGGAGCUGGGAGUGCUGGUGCGGCCCGGUUCUCUCUACAUCCCCUCCCUUACAAACCUCACCGUGGGCAGAUACCAGUGUGUGGCCACCACCAGCGUCGGGUCCUGCGCGAGUGUGCCGGCCAAUGUUACUGCAGCGAAACUGCGGGAUUUCGAGCCUGACGACCAGCAGGAGAUUGAGGUGGAUGAAGGGAACACAGCAGUAAUCGAGUGCCAUCUGCCUGAGAGUCAGCCUAAAGCUCAGGUCCGCUACAGUGUCAAGCAGGAGUGGCUGGAGACCUCUAAAGGGAAUUACCUGAUCAUGCCUUCAGGAAAUCUGCAAAUAGCCAAUGCUACACGGGACGACGAGGGCCCGUAUAUUUGUGCUGCUUACAACCCCGUCACGCAGGAAAUAAAAACUUCCACCUCUACUGACCGUCUAAGAAUACGACGGUCAACUUCUGAAGCGGCUCGUAUCAUCUAUCCUCCGGCAUCACGCUCCAUUAUGGUGAAUAAAGGCCAGCGGCUUGUGCUGGAGUGUGUGGCCAGCGGGAUUCCCACUCCACAGGUCACAUGGGCUAAAGACGGCCUGGACUUGAGGAAUCAUAACAACACCAGAUUCUUGCUCAGCAAUUUGUUGAUUGAUGCUGCAAGCGAGAGCGACUCGGGCACUUACGUGUGUCUCGCUGAUAAUGGCAUCGGCUCCACAAGCUCUGCUCAAGUGCUGUACGAUGUGCAGGUGUUCGAGCCUCCUCAGGUGCGUGUGGAGCUGCAGCAGCAGGACGUGGCGUGGGGGGAUACAGUGCGCUUCAGCUGUCAGGUGAGGGGCAAACCUGCGCCCACUGUGGUUUGGCUCCACAACGCUCAGCCGCUGAGCCCAUCGCCCCGCCAUCGGGUGUCUGCACAGGUGCUGCGUGUGCUCAAUGUCGGCCCACAAGACGAUGGCAUGUACCAGUGCAUGGCGGAGAACGGUGUGGGCAGCUCACAGGCAGCUACACGACUCCUCACUCUGCCUACAGUGCCCUCUCGAAAGAUGCCCAUGAUUCGUCCCCUGAGUCCAGAUAAGGUGUUGCGUGAGCAGCCGCCGCUGAAGCCACCAGUGUCCACCAGUGCGGUGCUGCCCUUCGACUGCUCUGAAGUACGAGUCUCUCCUGCUGAAGCUCCAGUCAUUCUCAGUCAGCCGCGCACAGGCAAAGCAGAUUACUAUGAACUGACUUGGAAACCCCGUCAUGAUGGAGGAGCGCCUGUGCUGGAGUACAUCAUCAAGUACAGAAAGGCCGGAGAGUCUCCUGGAGAGUGGACCACCAACACUAUUUCAGGGUCUCAGCACAAGCUCAUACUAACCAAACUGCAGCCUGCCAGCCUCUAUGAAGUGGAAAUGGCUGCUAGGAACUGUGCUGGACUCGGGCAGCCUGCCAUGAUGACCUUCAGGACAGGCAAAUGGCGAAGAGGGGGACCAAUAGGACCUCCAAAAACACCAGUGGUGCAGCCUCGUCUCUCUCCUCCAGAAGCUCCAGACAGACCCACAGUGUCGAUGGCCACCGAGACCUCCGCUUAUGUGACGUGGAUCCCUCGAGGGAAUCGCGGUUUCCCCAUCCAGUCGUUCCGCGUGGAGCACAAGAAGCUGAGGAAGGGCAGUGGAGACUGGGAGGUGGCGGUAAACAACAUCCCUCCGUCCCGACUCUCGGUGGAGGUCACCGGCCUGGAGAAAGGAACAUCAUACAAGUUUAGAGUUUUGGCUGUUAAUGUGUUGGGAGCGAGUCCACCCAGCGCCCCCUCCAAAGCCUACACAGUGGUGGGCAGCGGGCCUCCAAACAGACGUCCCAUUGACGGACCCUACAUCACCUACAACGAAGCCAUCAAUGAGACCACAAUCAUCCUCAAAUGGACGUACACUCCACUCAAUAACACCCCCAUUUAUGGAUUCUACAUCUUCUACCGACCCACCGAUAGUGACAACGACAGCGACUACAAAAAAGAUGUGGUGGAAGGUGACCGAUAUUGGCACUCCAUCACAGACCUACAACCCGAAACAGCUUAUGACAUUAAGAUGCAGUGUUUCAAUGAAGGAGGAGAGAGCGAGUUCGGCAAUGUCGUCAUUUUAGAAACUAAAGCUCGCCCUCACCAGAGGACCACUCCCCCGGAGACUGCAUCAUCCAGACCCGAGCAUCCAGGAAACCCUGUUCCCCGGCCUGGAGAUCUGCCUUACCUCAUAGUGGGUGUUGUGCUCGGAGCGUUCGUUUUCAUCAUCGUGGCAUUCAUCCCAAUCUGCCUGUGGAGAGUCUGGGCUAAACAAAAACAAACAUUAGACAUGCGCUUUCCAACUCUGGCCGCUACGGUUUCUCCAUGCCAGUAUACCAUGGUCCCGCUGCAGGGAUUGGCUCUGGGUCGGGCCUGUCCUGUAGACCCUCAUCUGAGCCCGUCCCACACCGUAUACGCUCCUAAAGCAGAAUACAUUCCCAAUGGAAAACAUGCCGCUCAGCGCCUGCCACCUGGACACCAGGAGGAUCCCAACUAUGAGCUGGAGUGUGAUGCUCUGCUGCCUCAGAACCUUCCCAAUCAGCAACAAAACAUUCACAAUUACUGUAACGGGGUUCCUGGCUGUCCUGAAGAGGGGUUCUGUGUGUCUGAUGAUUCUCCUCUGCGGCUCUUCAGUCUGUCAGACGCUCCACUGCAGUCUCAGGACGACCACUCGCUCAACGAAUGCAUUCACACAGAAGAAGAGCUCACUGCCGAUUUAACCCUGUUAUCAAUAGCCGAGGCCAGCAUAAACCGGCUACUCCAACAAGCUGAGCCACAACAAGAGGGAACAACUGAGAACACAAAGCAGCUUGAGGAACAAGGGACACAUGAUCCAGAAGAUGGAUGAAACAAGAAUACU